UACCCUCGUGCAGUGGAGUUCAGUUGUACGGGACGCGUCGUCGCGAGCGGACGUCUCUCGAUACGCAAAUGAGGGAACUUUAUGUUACGUCACUCGAUAAUAGCCUCAGGGUGAAAUUCUGUAGAUCGCUGAUAAUAAGUGUCCUCAGAGGGGUGGUUUAUAAAUUGGUUUAGUGGGAUGUUGUUUCGAUGAUACCGGUGAGAUGGUGCGGCGGUGGGAAGUCAAGCGUGUGCUUAUCACGCACCUAUGCACCACGUUACUGUGGAUGUUCAGCUGUUUUAACGGUUUUGAAGCAGUGAAAAUUGUAAAAUUAGUAGUACCAGAAAUUAUCCAGUAUGGUGUUCAAGAUUCCGUAAUUUUAGACUGUGAUUACACGUAUGGUAAUAACACGUCGGGCUUAGUGGUGAAAUGGUUCUUUGAGAAUAAAAACCAACCAGUUUAUCAAUGGAUAGCCACAAAGAAACCACAAGAAAUGGGUAUAUUAAGAGGUCGUGUUGAUUUAAACUAUAGAGCAUCGAAUGACCCAUUAAAAAUGCAUAGAGCAAUAAGAAUAAUAAAGCCCGACACAGAAAUUUCGGGUGAUUACACAUGUGUAGUGUCAACGUUUCUAGAAGAAGAUUCUAGAACUAAGCAAAUGAUUGUAUUUGUACCGGAGACGAACUUCCGGCUGAUCCAGAACAAGACGGAUGACGACACCGUGAAUGUCAUCUGCGCAGCGGAUGGAGCGUAUCCGGCGCCAAACCUGACGCUCGCCACACCGGACAGGCGUCUAGAAGGAGUUUCACAUACACUAAAUUAUAAUGCAAAAGGGAGGUACUCUGCAUUUUCGUCGGUCACGUUGCGCGAUGCAGACCUACCUUCGCCAGCAGAAUUUAUCUGCACAUUAAGGAUACCGCAAGCUAAAUAUGCUGUUAGAAAAGAAGCUAUUUAUUAUCCAGGGCCCAUAAGUACGACGCCUGAAAUGCCGACGGCGGCCGACAUGCAACUGGCGGCUGCAGUUGGCGUUUCUAAAGGUCCAAAAUUCUGUACAGCACUGACGAUACUUCUAAUAAAUGCAUUAGCUCAAGUUAUUGUAUCAUAAAUUUGAGGAAACAACCCAGAUCUAACAAGUGUUAAAAUGAAUUGAAAGGAAAGUGAAUUAAAUCGGUUCUCUAGUCUUUUCCCCAAAGUGACUUUACCAAAAAAAAAAAAUGAACAUUUAUUGACAUAAUAUAAUAUCUGCAUAAUAAUUAUUAGAUACACAAUUUCACAAUAAAAUUGUCAAGCAAAUCCAAAUAGCUUCUAUGUGUAAUAAUUGCGUGUUGAAAGCAAAAAUUAACUGAAUUGUAGCUAUCGAAUUGUACAGUUAUGAAUAAUGAAUUUUCAUAUUAAACAAAUAAUAUUUUUCUUAAUAAUAAUAUAUAAAAUCCAUUAAGUGUAUAUAAUGUUUUCUUCAAAAGAAAAUGUACAUAUUUAUAUUUGUUUUUAAUAAAUGUAUUUGGGCCUAAAUGUGAUGAGACAUCUUUUAAUUUCACUUACAAUUCUCUAUGAAUUUAAAAUAGUUUUUCCUUUUUUUUUAAAUAGCUAAUGUUUUAGCAAAUUUAUAAAUAACAUGUUUUUUUUUUAAUGGAUGAUAAUGGUAUGGUAACUCCACCCGCUCUAUCGGUAUACACCGGCGAGGCACCAGUGAAGGAUGAUAGGUGAGGAUGAAGCAAGUCAGUUAGCCCAUCGUGACGAAUUCAACAAGAAUUGUUCACGAUGAUUUCCAGGGGGAAACACGUGGAGGUCAACCUAAUAGGGCAUAUUGCUAGCAAUGGGGCUGUCAAAUUCCAUUGCUAACAAUCCCUUUCCCCCUUAAAUAUCAUGUUGAGUUCGAUUGUCGGUCUUACAUACAUGUUAUAUGACUUACAUGUUAUUUUAACAGUACAGUUCAUUAAAUAUAAAAAGGGUAUAAUUUUAAAUAGAUUUUUUUUAAUAUGUGUCAUAUUUGAAAUAUCUAUUUUAUACGUAAUACCUCUGGUAUUGCAGAUGUUCAUAGGCUACGGUAAUCACUUACCAUCAGGUGAGCCGUAUGCUUGUUUGCCACCUCAGUGAUAUAAAAAAAAUCUAUUUUAUAACAACUUCAAAUUAAAAAAUGUCUGUACAUACGUCGGCGAUUUAAUUUAUUUUUUUCAAAAUAUUGUUAUUUAAAAUUUUUAUAUAAUUUAGUGAUACCUUCUUUUUUAGUAAAUGUGUAUGUUUAAAAUAUUUCACAUGUAAAAAGUUUAAAUGUGUAUUAACAAAUUUAUUUCAGUUCAAAGUUUACAUUAAACACAAUAUACGUAUGACCUGUACAAAUUCUAUGAGAUUGUUUAUAAUUGUUUAAAAGGGUUGAUCCUUAAACAAACAGGGUAUCGUGUUUAGUUAAACCUAAGUUGAAAUUUUAGUAAUGGUUCGAUAUGAAUUUUGGACAAUAUAAUAAAUUUAAAUUUAAAAAUACUCUCGCCCUUAUUCGUAAACCUAUUUUAACUUCCAUUAUUUUUAUUAACAAAAAUAACAUAAUUCGCUUUGUCAUUGAUAAAUAAUUAAAAUCUAUAUCUGCUGUUACACAUACAUAAUAUUGUAUGGUUAUAAAUUCGUUCACGAUUAAGGGCCAAUGUAAAUAUUUGUAUGGAAUUUGUAUGAUGUAAGCCGUAAUGUAAGUUUUUAUUUAUUUAAAAAAAAAAAAACAAUAUUACAUUCGCUGUGCAUAUUGCCGUUUAUGGAUAAGAUCCAGUCAAGACUUUUAUUGUGAGAUUUCUUAAAAUAAUUAAAAAGGA
Molecule: messenger RNA, 2777 nt
Organism: Galleria mellonella (greater wax moth)
Lineage: Eukaryota; Metazoa; Arthropoda; Insecta; Lepidoptera; Pyralidae
Exons: 7
Coding region: 203-1081 (292 amino acids)
Source: RefSeq, a predicted model, not a curated record